This is a messenger RNA of Styela clava, 591 nucleotides long. RefSeq names its product protein SPATA45 homolog. The record is from RefSeq and is a predicted model, not a curated record. NCBI's taxonomy places the organism in Eukaryota, Metazoa, Chordata, Ascidiacea, Stolidobranchia, Styelidae.
CGCUUGUACGAAGAGGUACUCGGUACGCGUCGUGUAGGGUCGUAAAGUUUUAUAGGCCUGGUCAAUUUGAUUUACAUUUAAAAUAGAACAAACUUCAACUUCAAGAUGAAUCAAGAAAUGCUAUAUCAAUUGGGAAAUUCCCGUGAAUCGUGGUGUGCAGUGGAACUUAACAAAUCACAAGACUGGUGUAGAUCUGAGAGAAGACAUUCAAAAGAAAAUUUUGUCAGCACCGUCUUCAAUCCGACAGUAAACACCGAUUCAGAACCAAGAUGUCAGUGGAAAAUUGAUGCUCCUACCCAUAGAGAAAAACGCCAUUUCUCCUUCGCCAAUGCUAAUCAGCUGAAGUGAAGAUUCCCAUUGCAUGCGUAUAUUAGCUGUCGUAUACAUCGACUCGAAUCAUUUCUAUAGUUUUUGCUGUUAUUUACCUAUUGGUGUUUGAGAAUAAUUUGCCAUAUCUUGCUACAAUGAUUAUAGUUUCGCUUUUAGUUCGCCAUCUAUAAAUUGAUGUAUAUUAGUUUACCUAAAUGUGUUGCUUCGAUAGCCUAUUUAUUUUCGUGCCAUAUUUUAAAUUAUAAUUUUAUACUGCUAAUA